Molecule: messenger RNA, 483 nt
Organism: Lodderomyces jiufengensis
Lineage: Eukaryota; Fungi; Ascomycota; Pichiomycetes; Serinales; Debaryomycetaceae
Exons: 1
Coding region: 1-483 (160 amino acids)
Source: RefSeq, a predicted model, not a curated record
AUGACAGAUUGUAUAGAAUUACAAUCGGGAACCAAAAUCUCAAAAGAAUCUCGUAUAACAGAUAUAAAAGCAAUCAAACUAUCAUCAAAUAUAACAAUAUGCUCAAACGUUACCAUAAACAACACAGAUCAAAAUCAAGUUCAAAUUGGUAAAUAUACAUUUAUUAAACCAAAUACUGAAAUCAAGACUCCAAUUCAUAUAGGAGCAUUCGUUUUAAUUGGAUCAAACUGUGUAGCGGAGUCGAAAAUUAUAGGUAAUAGAGUAAUAGUCGAAGAUAAUGUUCAUUUACAAUCAGGUUCAAUAAUAUACGAAUGUUGUAUUGUAAAAAAAGAUACAAUAAUUCCACCAAAAUAUAUCGUACCCCCAUUUACUGAAGUUAGUGGUGUUCCUGGUAAGAAUUUCACUUCAAGAUCUUUGAAUUUUAGUUAUAAACAAGAAAUAGAAUCAGAAAUUAGAAAAUUAAAUUUAUUAGGUAUAUCAUAA